Centropristis striata (black sea bass) is the source of this 1748-nucleotide messenger RNA. RefSeq names its product necdin-like 2 (gene ndnl2). Gene Ontology annotation, cellular component: nucleus. The record is from RefSeq and is a predicted model, not a curated record. NCBI's taxonomy places the organism in Eukaryota, Metazoa, Chordata, Actinopteri, Perciformes, Serranidae. The transcript is spliced from 11 exons. The coding region runs from base 229 to 1038 and encodes 269 amino acids.
GACGGUAUGUUUAGAAACAACGGAGGAGUUUUUAAUUAAGAAAAGUGAGUGAUUUUAAAAAAACUUGUCCGGUUGUUUUAUACUCUGGUAGCGCUGUUGCAGUCUGCGGAGACGGGGGAGUUCACAUCACAGCGAUAUUUAAAUCAGACUUUUGUUUUAAAGCGGUUCGUUAGCUGUGAUGUUACCUUUAUGCUAACGCUACUUCAGCAUCAACGGUAGAGAGUCGCCAUGGCACAGAGAAAGAGGCUGUCCAACACACAGAGCUCCUCUCAGAGCAAGAGACAAACUGGCACCUUCGUGACUCAGGAAGAAGAUGAGGACACGACCUUCACUCAGCCGAGUACGUCACAGGUCCAGAGAGGGCUGGAGAAGCUCUCAUCUGCACAGGUCGACCAGAAGACAGCUGAGGUGGUGCAGUACUUCUUGGUGAGGGACCAAAAGAAGAUUCCUGUUCGCCGAGCAGACCUUGUGAAACAGGUGGUACAGAAGGAGUACAGAAACAUCUACCCUGAGAUCAUGAAGAGAGCAGCACGUACUUUUGACGAGGUGUUUGGUCUUAAAAUGGUUGAAAUCGAUGCCAAAAACCACAUGUACAUACUCAUCAAUAAGUUGGAGACUGUGGAGGGAGAAUCACCGAUAAAUAGUCCGACCAAUCCAAAGAUGGGGCUGCUGUUUGUGAUCCUGAGCCUUAUUUUCAUGAAAGGAGGCACUGUCAGAGAAAACCUCAUCUGGAACACACUGAAGAAACUCCGCGUUGACCCCGGAGAGAAACAUGACGAGUUCGGAGAUGUGAAGAGGGUGGUCACGGACGAGUUUGUGCGUCAAAGGUACUUGGAGUAUGUGAAGAUCCCUCACACAGAGCCAGUGGAGUACGAGUUUCGAUGGGGUCAACGUGCCGACGUGGAAGUGUCGAAAGCCAAAAUCCUUGAGUUCAUGGGACAGCUUCAUGACCAGGACCCUCAGGGCUGGAGCCAGCAGUACAGAGAAGCCCACUCCACCUCCAACACGUCACAGGCCAGCACCAGCAGCCAGAGAUAACCUCUAUUACCACUUCCUUUACUUCACUUUGAAAUUGUAUUUAUUUAGGUGUUGAAAGAUGCUGAAAGAGAGCAUCAAUUUAUUCUUUUUAAUGUGUUCAAAUCUGUUACAAAGCCAAAAAACUGAACUAUCAUUUAAAUUCCAGAUUAUAUAAUUCAUAUUACACACAUUUGUACAUUCAUACUUUUACCUUUUUAGUCUUGCCGUUUCUUUUAAAAAAUAACAUUUAAUCUCACACACGAUUUGUCAGGUAUCCAUUUUAAUUUUAUUUUCUGCAUUUUAAAAAGGUAACAGUUAUUUGUUCAAAUUCUGAAAAUAAAAUCUUUUUUUUAAUAGAUUCUACAUUUCUACAAUGAUUGCAUUGAUAAAACAUUGUCUUUUCAUUCAUUUCUCGCUCACAACAAGACGGUUCAUGUACCUCUUUGACAUCCCAGUUGCUACAUAUCAUUAUCAUUAUUACUACAGAGCUCAGGAUACACAGGCACAGUUGCACAUUUAUAUAAAGAGAAAAGCAGUUUGAGCACACAGAAAACACGAGUUGACAGAUUUGCUACCGUUGCGACAGUCAGAACUGAACGUGUUUUAAAGGGACGACUCGAUAAUUUAGACUCUAGAAACACUUGUCACAUUGUGUGAAAAGAAGUACAUGCAUUUAUUUACACGGACAUGUGCUGGCAUCCCUUUUUAUUACUCUCUUUUUUAAAGUAAAA